This is a messenger RNA of Anarrhichthys ocellatus (wolf-eel), 1639 nucleotides long. Its product is annotated as neural cell adhesion molecule L1-like. The record is from RefSeq and is a predicted model, not a curated record. Bases 21 to 344 code for a protein of 107 amino acids. Lineage: Eukaryota; Metazoa; Chordata; Actinopteri; Perciformes; Anarhichadidae. The transcript is spliced from 2 exons.
GUCUCUCAGUGCCGUCCGUGAUGCCCGGUGGGUUCGCCGCCAAAGGCUGGUUGAUAGGACUCAUCAGCGCCAUCCUGCUGCUGGUGCUGAUCCUGCUCAUCCUCUGCCUCAUCAAGCGCAGCAAGGGCGGCAAAUACGCAGUGAAGGACAAAGAAGACAAGGAGGUGGACUCUGAAGCUCGGCCCAUGAAAGAUGAGACCUUUGGAGAGUACAGGUGGGUUCAGCCUCUCUCCGAGUCUUUCCCUGAAGGAUGCGAGAAACACGUCAUCAUUAACACAUCAUCACAUCAUCGUGGAACAUUAGUUGAGUCUAUUGCACAUUGUAAAGCUGACGCUUCAAUGUAGAUUUGUUUCAUUUUCAAAUCAAAGCAGAAAUCAGAUCUUAUGCAACGUUCUGGUUGAUUUCAAGAGUUGACCGCUUCAGCUGUUCUGUCUUCAGGCCGCUGAUGUUCCUGCUUUAUGCAAAGAUUCGAUUGGAUGCAUUGAAACACGUUCGUUAUCAACGUAGACGGAGAACUAAUGGUGUUCCAGUCAAUUGUGCACAGAUAGGGGGCGCUGUCAUGAAAACUGAACUACAACUAAAAUGUCUCUCUUCUUUGGUUUCAGAUAUUUCUAUGAAAAGAGAACAUGGGGCAUGUGAUUUAAAGAGCAGAUAUUAUGCUGUAGCAUACGGCCUAUUAAAGCUAUUGUAGGUAAAAAAGAAAGAAAGUAAACUACGGAGGAAUAGGGGGAAUAUUCCAAGAAAUAAAUCUGAAUUGUAUCAGUUGAAGUAAUAAUAUAUGGAGAUAUUCUUUGAGAUUAAAGUAGGAAAAUGUACGAGGAAAAACUUGAAUAUUCUCUGAGAUCAUAGUCAGAAAUUGUGCAAAACCGUUGUAACGGCAGUCAAUGUUUUUGUUUCUUUCUCGUAAAUUAAUUACUUUAAUCUCAGAGAAUAUUCAAAAAAAUAUUCGUGUGAAUUUAACAUUUUAAUCUCGGAAAUUCUGAGUGUUUUUUUGGUAAAUGUACUUUAAUCUAGAAAAUUCUUAACUUUUCUCUCUGAAUAUUUCCCAAUGAUAUUUGAUUUAAGUUGGACUUUAAAUGUAACAGCGUAGAAGCAAAAAGUAGCAAAUAAAGUACCUCAAACUUGUAUAUAAGUACAUUAAAUGUACUUUACAGAGCAGAGAGGGAAGAGCGCACUGCUUUUAACAUGUGGACUCUGAUGCACGUCCUCACUAACACCCCCACUGGGAACAUGUUCCUCCUCAUCCCACUGCUUCAAAUAUUAAUGACUUUAUUUUGGAAUGAAAUGCACUAAUGCUGCUCGCUUCAUUUGGUCUUUGGCUCUAACUCUCCCGGCUCUCUUUCCUCUUUUAUCUCUCACAUUCUUUUCUGUCUGCAGAUCUCUGGAGAGGUGAGGAAGUUAACCGCCUCUUUAACUCUAACAUGCAUAUCUCACUUCUUUGUGCCACUCUGUUGUGUGUUGUGAUGGUGUGUGAUUAGAUUUGAUUGAUCCUGUUCAACAGUUAUGUGUAUUUAUAGCAGUGUAGUUAUGUGAUGUCCUUAUUCCAUCAGUACAGUCAGAGUCAUGUCAUGUGUUCCACUUGUAGGCAGGCCUUUAUUGUGAAAAACCAUCAGGAAGUGUUGUUGUUAACAGUAGCUUA